GGUUGGCCUUCUCGAUUGUUAUCUCAAAUUUCAUUUCCUCCAUCGCCUGCCCCUGAGGCUUCCUCCUUACGUUACUCUACUCCAGUUUUUAGUGUACUCUCUUUUGGUGCCAUGGGGGAUGGUGUCACGGACGACACAGAAGCAUUUAAAAUGGCCUGGGAUUCGGCCUGCCAAGCUGAAUCAGCGACUCUUCUUGUUCCUUACGGCUAUUCCUUCAUGGUAAAGCCUGCAAUAUUCACAGGACCGUGCAGAAGUGGCCUGGUUUUCCAGAUUGAUGGAACUCUAAUGCCGCCGGAUGGACCUGAAUCGUGGCCUAGAAAGAGCAGCAAACGACAAUGGCUAGUGUUCUACCGAGUUAAUGAAAUGAAAAUGCAAGGAGGUGGUCUUAUAGAUGGGAGAGGGGAGAAGUGGUGGAAUCUUCCUUGCAAACCACACAAAGGAAUCAAUGGGACAACUCGGCCUGGUCCUUGUGAUAGUCCAGUUGCCAUGAGGUUCUUCAUGAGCUCCAAUUUGACAGUCGAAGGACUCAGAAUCAUGAACAGUCCAGAGUUCCAUUUCCGGUUUGAUGGGUGCCGGGACGUCCACAUAGACACGCUCUACAUUAAGUCACCCGCUCAGAGUCCCAACACAGAUGGAAUUCACAUAGAGAAUUCAAACAAUGUCAAUAUAUAUAACUCAGUCAUUUUGAAUGGCGAUGAUUGUGUAUCCAUAGGAUCGGGAUCUCAUAACGUGGAUAUAAGGAACAUAACUUGUGGCCCCAGUCAUGGAAUAAGCAUUGGCAGCCUAGGCAUGCACAGCUCCAGAGCCUGUGUAUCCAACAUCACGGUGAGUGACUCGAUGAUCAAGCACUCCGACAAUGGUGUCCGGAUCAAAACAUGGCAGGGUGGAUCAGGAUCAGUCUCACAUGUACGCUUCGAAAAUAUUCAAAUGGACACUGUGAGAAACCCCAUCAUGAUAGACCAGUACUACUGCCCCUCAAAGGGCUGCCGCAACCAAACUGCUGCAGUCUAUAUUUCCGAUAUCUUCUACACAAAUAUAAAGGGAAGCUACGACAUUAGGAGUCCUCCAAUGCACUUGGCGUGCAGUGAAACAGUGCCGUGCACAAAUCUCACAUUCUCCGACAUUGAGCUCCUUCCUGCUCAGGGACAGGUCCUAUUGAGCCCAUUUUGUUGGAAUGCUUAUGGGUUUGUGACAACACUAACUAUUCCGCCGGUCUUUUGCCUGUCGGAGGGGUUCCCGCAGUCGGUGCCACAAAUUGACGGUAAUCUGUGUUGA
This is a messenger RNA of Thlaspi arvense, 1275 nucleotides long. Lineage: Eukaryota; Viridiplantae; Streptophyta; Magnoliopsida; Brassicales; Brassicaceae. The record is from the annotation of a GenBank genome assembly.